Molecule: messenger RNA, 1881 nt
Organism: Copidosoma floridanum
Lineage: Eukaryota; Metazoa; Arthropoda; Insecta; Hymenoptera; Encyrtidae
Source: RefSeq, a predicted model, not a curated record
AUGGGGAUCAUCCAGAUGGACAAGCCAGUCAGCAGUUCUUUGGUUUUUCUCCCAGAAGCAGUAACUGCUGUAGCAGCAGCAGCAAAUGAAGCUGUGCAUGACGCAACUCUUGAAGCCUUCAUGCAAAGCCUGGGGCUUCUUCAAGAGUGCUUGGUGCGCUUUGAAAACCCUGCACCACCUAGAGGAAACCAAUUAGAAAAUAGAACAGCUGUUCAUUCACAGCUGGAAAAGGUCAAACUGCCAACUUUCAACGGAGAUCAGAGAGACUGGCAAGGGUUUCCUGAUAAGUUUACAGCGUUGGUAAUCAAUGACACGUCUAUCAUGCCAGUGAUCAAGUUUCAGCAUCUGAUUAACUCACUGAGUUGUGAGCCAGCGAGCCUUCUACGUGGCAUUAAGGUAGAAGGCGACAACUUCGAUACAGCCUGGCAAGCCCUCGUCAAGUGCUAUGAUGAUAAGCUGCUGUGCUGUAACACAUACAUAAAGGCCAUAUUAGAGAUGCCAGUGGCAAGCGAAGAAUCUGUAACACACCUUAAUCAGCUGUUGUCAACCAUGAAUGAGAGCUUGAACGUCUUUAACGCUCUCGCGCCUACAUUGUCCAACUGUGAUGCUCUACUGGUAUAUUGUAUCACCAGCAAGUUGGCACCGGAUACACAGCUUGAUUGGGCAAAAGAGUGUGAGGCCCAAAGGAUAACUUUUGCCACGUAUCAAGUUCUUCGGACUUUCCUGGAGACGAGGAUCCGCACCCUAGAUCGUCUAGGCUUCAGCACGCGAGAAGCUGGUCCUGCUCCGACUGCCAAGGGCAACAAAGCAAGAGAUAAAGGCAAGCCAAAAGAGAAGCAGUCUACAUCGGCCCUUCUGUCCACAUCAACAUCAGAACAGUCUUCGACGUCCAAGGGCUCCAAGCCGACCUGUCUCUAUUGUUCAGAGACGUAUUACAUAGGCUCCUGCAAGCAGUUGCUAGGGAAGUCGGUGCCGGAUCGCCGAGCCUUCGUACAAAGCAGCAAGCUCUGUUUCAACUGCAUGGGACCUUCUCAUCAAGUGGGCGACAGCCCCUUCAAAAAUACAUGCCGCACCUGUCAGAGUAAGCAUCACACCGCUCUGCAUAUGGAUCAAGCUGAGCAGCCAACCAUCGGUUCAAGACCUCCACAAAAGAAAGAUAAGUAUCAGACAUCUGAUUCCACUCAGCAGACUUCAGUGCUCACUACAUUUACCAGGAGCACGAAACUGUUGUCCACAGCAAUCGUGUCGCUGGUUUCAGACUCUGGCUUAGUCUACCUAGCCAGAGCCCUCUUGGACUCUUGUUCAGAGGAGUCUUACUUGUCAGACCAUGUGGCGAGAGCACUGGGUCUCAAGGUUAAAGAGACCUGCUUGGCAGUCAACGGCCUGGGAAAUUCAACCUCGAUAGCCAGGGGUUGGGUUACUCUAUCAGUUAAGUCCCCCUCUGAUAAUGGUUUUGAUUUUCAGAUAAAGGCUUUGACGAUGGGCAAGCUCACCUCAAAGCUUCCAUCUAGCAACAUUAACUUCGGGAGUUGGAACCACCUUAAGGACUUGGACGUUGCCAAUCCAUUCUGUGGCACCCCAAGUCAGAUUGAUUGCCUACUGGGUUCUGAAGUCUUCGCCGAUGCCUUGCGCCUUGGCCUUAUCACAGGGCCACCAGGCACGCCUUCUGCAAUCUGUACGGUAUUUGGUUGGGUUUUUCUUGGAGGGUCUAAGCCAUCCCCCGGCCUCAAGGUAAAGUCCACUCAAUCAUUUACUCUGACCAUCGAUCAAGAUUUGCCUGUCGCGUUACAGAAACUCUGGGAGGUUGAAGAGCCAUUUAAUGUCGAUCAUGGUUCUUCAGACGAUAAAAAUUGCUAUAGGCAUUUCCAGGAGAACGUGUGA